GGGCAGGGCGGCCGGGGCCCGACGAGGGCGGGCGACCGCCCACCUCCGCGCCCACCCUGCCGGGCUUCGGCGAUGGCCGCCUCGAGCGGUUCCGAGCAGGCCAGCGUGUCGCAGGUGGCCGAGAUCAUCGGCUCGGACGCUGAGGCCGCGCGGCGGCUGCUCGAGGCCACCGACUGGAACGUGGAGGGCGCCGUCGCGUUGCACUUCGUGUCAUGCGAGGCGGGCGGCCCCGAGGCCGGCCCCGCCGCCGCGGCCCCCGCCACCGCGGAGGCGGCCGCGCCGGAGCCGCCGAGGCGGCAGGCCGAGGAGGGCACGGGCGGUGACGACGAGGACGAGCUGGUGGUGCCGCCGGAGCCGCCCGGGACGCUGGGCUUCCUCGGCUGCGCGCUCACGGGCCUCCGGCAGGCCGUGAUGGGCGUGGCCUCCGAGGACUUUGGUGAUUGGUUCGAGAGCCGCUACGGCAAACCGGCCCCGCCCUUCAGCAAGGACUGCUUCGGCGACGCCGUCAAGGCCCGCGGCCCCGCCGCGGCGCGCCGCCGCGGCGCGGCGUGCCGCGCGGUGCCGGCUGGUAUCAUAUUCGACGCGAGAUUCCCAGUGCCGCACUCGGACACGAACGCCAUCAUGGACCAUAUCGAGAAUGAGAGUUACCCCGGCCACGACAAUAUGCACCACAUCAAGACGGGAGAGUUGCAGGGGCUCAAGCCGCGGUGGCACCGGCAGGACGCGGCCGCGGACGCAGGAGAGCUUGCUGCGGGGCUCUGCCAGCCUGCCCUCCCUGAGACAGGAGGCGCGGGGAGCCUGCUGUCCGAGCGGCCGCGUACCUCCCCGCUGCAGCAGCCGCAGCCCCUGUGCACGGUGACCGUGGGCGGCCGGCAAGUCCGCCACGAACUCGUGCAUGGGCGGGGGCUCGGGCCGGCAUCCGUGAAGCGGUUGCCCUUCUGCGCCUACGACCCGGGGACGAAGGCGUAUGGCGCCCUCGCCGACGGCGACCUGCCGCCGCUGGAGGAGGUGCUGGACUCCUUCUUCUCGGAGCUGGGCCUGUCCUUGCCGGACAAGGCCGCGAAGGACCUGGAGGGGGCGAGCCGGUGCUCCGAGGCCAAGUACAGGCCCUACCGCAAGGGCCCGAGGCUGCCUCUCCGCCGGCACUUGCACGCUGGCACCUGCAUGCCGGACCUGCUGGCGGCCGACCGGCGGGCCCUCCAGGCCCACGCUGGCCCCACGAAUUCGUGA
Messenger RNA from Prorocentrum cordatum, 1230 nucleotides. NCBI's taxonomy places the organism in Eukaryota, Dinophyceae, Prorocentrales, Prorocentraceae. The record is from the annotation of a GenBank genome assembly.